UGUGUGUCUUUUCCACAGGGCGCUGGAUAGAGUCCCUCCUGGAAGGAGGGAAUGGUGGGACGGAGAGCAGCAGCAGGACUCUAGCUUGCAGGUGAGCAGGACACCAGUUCUUGUGCUUGCCGAAAAUGGCGUCAGCUGUGGGAUCAGCUGCUUCGGUGUCGUCGUCAGCCACAUCCAUUGCCAGAUCGCGGCAAGCAGUCAGCAAUGCGCAGUGCAACUUAUGCCACACCUGCCGCUCGUUCCCGCUGCACCCGCCCCGGGCCGUUGCCGAGAUCAGGAAACGACUGGUGACUGUGUCGGCAGCUCAGCAAGUACGACUGGUGAAAACCAGCCUCGACACAAGUUCUGCAGCCACAUUCUCUCUUUCCUCCACUCACUUGUUGACGCGACCUCAGAGACGGACUCCCUCUUGUUCCCGGGUCACGCAGCGCCGCCGAGCAUCAGCGUUAGUAGUGUGUGCCUCGGUCGAUGCAGCAACAGUAGCACGAGACGAAGUUAGCGACGAUUACAGGAGUCGACCGCCUCAGGAUGUACGAGUGCUAGUUGUCGGCGCCACCGGGUACAUUGGGAAGUACGUAGUACGCGAGCUUGUUUCCAGAGGGUUUUCUGUCAUCACAGUCGCCCGAGAACAAAGCGGGAUUGGCGGGAAAGCCGGUAAAGACCAAACGAAGGCGGAGCUCGCUGGCACUGAAGUGCGGUUUGGCAGCGUAACGGAUCCGGCUUCGCUUGCAGCAUCGCUAGGGGACUCGAAGGUGGACGUCGUGGUGUCUUGUCUUGCUAGUCGCAGGGGUGGCAAACGCGAUUCCUGGCUCAUCGAUUACGAGGCGACGAAGAACAGCAUGGAAGUAGGGAGAGCGAGGGGCGCCUCCCAUUUUGUUCUGCUCUCAGCCAUCUGUGUGCAGAAGCCUCUCCUAGAGUUCCAGCACGCGAAGCUCAAGUUUGAACAGGAGCUGAUGCAGCGCAAAGAUAUGACCUUCAGUAUUGUCCGGCCCACGGCUUUCUUCAAGAGCUUGGGUGGUCAGGUUGAGUCCGUCAAGGGCGGAGGUCCAUAUGUUAUGUUUGGCGAUGGGCAGCUAUGCGCAUGCAAGCCGAUAAGUGAGUCAGAUCUUGCGAAAUUCCUUGCGGAUUGCGUGAUGGAAGAAGACAAAGUGAAUAAGAUCCUGCCGAUCGGUGGGCCGGGGGAAGCCUUGACGCCUUUGCAGCAAGGCGAAAUGCUCUUUCGUCUGCUGGGGCAGAAACCGCGCUUCAUUCGUGUCCCUCUGGGGAUCAUGGACUUUGUCAUUUCGCUGCUAGACUCCCUUACCCGGUUUUUCCCUUCGCUUGAAGAUGCAGCAGAAUUUGGUCGGAUUGGCCGAUACUAUGCGUCUGAGAGCAUGCUGAUUUAUGACCCAAAGACAGGCAGAUACUCGUCUGAGGACACCCCCAGCUAUGGCACUGACACUCUGGAGGAAUUCUUCCGCAAAGUUAUUAAAGAUGGUAUGGCAGGACAGGAACUGGGAGAUCAAGCAUUCUUCUCGUAAUGACAAUUCAUCCCCAAGCCUACGAUUGAGAGUAUGAUACACCAACCACCCUUGGUUGGUGAACCUAGGCUAAAGAAUAGAAAUU
Chara braunii is the source of this 1605-nucleotide messenger RNA. Lineage: Eukaryota; Viridiplantae; Streptophyta; Charophyceae; Charales; Characeae. The record is from the annotation of a GenBank genome assembly.